ACCGCCACAAAAUGGCGGACGCAGGCGCUCGAGGUGUGGGGGGAGGGGCGAAGGCCGCCACCGCCUGAGGGAACGGGACGGGGACGGAAACGGGCGCGGGGCGGUGCUGGGCCGGGUUCGUCCUGUCCUGUCCUGUCAUGUCCUGUCCCGUCUCCUCUCCUCCCGUCUUCCUCCCGCCCCGGCCCGGCAUCGGUGGCGUCUCCUCCUCCUCCUCCGCCUGCUGGGGUGAUUAACCAACCAAAGAGGUUAUGAAUAUCAUCUGUGGUCUGAAGUUGCCGGGCAGGAGCUGUAUUUUCUUUCGUUUGGCUUCUUUGACCAAGCAGGGGAAGUACAAUAAGCUCUACAAGUCUUACACAGGACAUUGCCAAAUUCAAGUCAGUUCUAUACAAGACAGAUGCCAAAGGCUGAAUUUGAGUGGAAAUACUAGAAACUAUUUUUUGACUGGAAGCCCUGACCACUACAGAAACUUUUUUGGUAAAGGACAGAGGUGUCUUUUGAACGUCCCAAAAACAGAAGUAUGGAAGAAUGCACAUCACCGUUCAGGAUGGUUUUGCUUUCAGUCCUCUCCGUUUCUGGGGGAGAGGAUUACGUCCUUCCAAAUCAGUUCUGCAGGGCAACACCCAAGUCAUUUUUCUGCUUGGAACAUUCAAAUCACCAGUUUUUUUCACACAUCACCAUUAAUUCAGGCUGCACCUGUUCCCCUUUUCUGGAUUAUUGUUAAGCCAGCUCAGAAACUAUUUGCUAUCAUUCUUGGCAGGAGCAUAAGAAAUUGGUGGAAGGCACUUCCUCCUAAUAAACGGGAACUUUUUAAGGAAAGUGCAAGGAGAAAUAAAUGGAAGAUACUCCUGGGUAUCAGUAGCUUAGGAGUUUUAUUUGUCGUGUUUUAUUUUACUCACUUGGAGGAGACACCCAUCACUGGGCGUGCCCGGCUGUUGGUGUUUGGAAAAGAGCAUUUUAGGCAGCUGUCACAGAUGGAGUAUGAUAUGUGGAUGGAGGAAUUCAAAAGUAAAAUGCUGCCUGAGACAGAUGCACGCUAUCAGGUUGUGAAGAGCGUUGUUGGUCAUUUAUCUGAGAGCAAUAAGGAUGUCCCACAGGUCUCGGCACUCGACUGGGUUAUCCAUGUGGUAGAUGAACCAGGAGUAAAUGCUUUUGUGCUUCCAAACGGUCAAGUAUUUGUUUUCACUGGAUUGCUAAAUGCAGUUUCUGAUAUCCACCAGCUGUCUUUCAUUCUGGGACAUGAAAUAGCUCAUGCUGUGCUGGAACACGCAGCAGAGAAAGCCAGUCUGGUUCACUUCUUGGAUUUCCUAUCACUCAUCUUUCUCACUAUGAUUUGGGCCAUCUGUCCUCGUGAUAGUUUGGCGGUUGUUGGCCAGUGGAUUCAGAGUAAGUUGCAGGAGUUUAUGUUUGAUAGACCGUACAGCAGAACGUUGGAGGCUGAAGCUGAUAAAGUGGGACUUCAGUUUGCAGCAAAGGCUUGUGUGGAUGUAAGAGCAAGCAGUGUAUUUUGGCAGCAAAUGGAAUUAGCAGAAGCCAUUCAAGGGCAGCCCAAGUUACCAGAGUGGCUCUCCACGCACCCUUCACAUGAGAAUAGAGCUGAGCACUUGGACCGGCUUAUUCCAGAGCUAGCCCAAGGCUGUCAACUAGAGAAUGCUCCCUACUAUCCUGUCUCUCCCGCUGAUGUGGAAUUGAACACACCUCGAAUAACAGUGCCUCAGAAGAAUGUCAGAUCCCCAGUAGAUUUCUUAAUAGCCCUAGUUACGAUAGGUCUCUGUAGAUUUUGCAGCCUGCUUUUUUCUUCAAAUCUUUCUAUUUGUUCCAUCACAUUAGGGAAAAAAUGUUACCCCACUCUAAGGACAUUGAGAUAAUACACGCGAUUGCCCAUCCAUCUGCAGUCUGUUCUGUAAUUUCUUUUGGAUUGCGCCUCAGAAGAAUGCCAUGUAGAUAGCUACUUGGGGAUUCUCUUAAUUUGGUGUAUUAUUUACUGGUAGAUUAAGCAAAAAUUUCUGCUGUUAACCAAGUGCUAGUUCUCUUAUUUGAGAACUGUUCCAAGUUCAGUAAUCUUAGUAUGUUUACUAUGUCUUUAAGCAGAUUUUCUUUUUUUUUUUUUUUACUACAGUAAAAUAACACGAUUUUUUUGCCUACUUAUUUGUUAGAUUUUUUUUAAGUUGCUGUUUAUUAGAGCUCUUCAUGACAUUGUUUUGCAAACAAGCUAAAGGAAAUUUGCUUUCUUAUAACAAACUGGCAAUUUCUUCUUCUUCCUGUUUUUUUUCCCUUUAAAUUCCCAAUCACUUACCAUCUUUCUCAGUUCUAAGCUGCAAAGACAGUUGAAGAUUUAUUGGCAGAGAGAGCACUAAAAUGUUGAGGUGUUUACUGAUUUCAAAGGAGGAAAAGAGGAGAAUUUUCAUGAAUCCUUUGAGAACGAAUGCAGUAAAUAUUCUAAAUGAUAGCAUAAAUCAAAACAGAGAUAAGGGGUAGGAGGUUGGAGAACGGCUAGACUGAAUAUUUUAAAUUAAUAUGCACAAAUUCUGUACCUUGCAAAAACAGGCUGUGAGAAUAUUUUGAUGAGCAAUAUUUUUAGAGCAGCUGAAUAGAAAAUGAUACACGUUUCUGGAGCCUUUUUUUUAGUUAGAUUGAACAUAAAGUGUUCAGAAUCCUUUAUUUUUUAUACAAUUAUUGACUGGCUUAUAACAUGGAAAUAAAUACCUUCUUGCGUUUUACUCCAGGACUGAGCAAAUAAGUUAAAUAAAUGAGCAACUGUGUAGUCAUAGCAGACUUAUUAUUAUUUUUGUCUUAUCUCUUGCAGUUUAGCAGGUGGAGUAACCUUUCAUCUUUUUAUGACUGCUCUCACUUACAAGAGCUGUGGAGGCUAGGAAACUUUCUUCCAAAGUAUGAUAGAGACUGAGAUGUUUUCAUUUGCCUUCUACCUUGCACAUUUUUUGGAGUAGGUUUAGAAAGCAGGGGCUGAAGGCUCCUUUUUAACAAAGGUUGACAGAUCAGUGAGGCUGAUACUGGAAAAAAUGGAAUAAAAAUGAAAGAAGUUAUGUGGAAGUGUUGUUGGAGGCUUCUCGUCUGAAGUGUUUACUCUCCUUUGAUUGAGAGCUGCCUCCUUGAAUCUGAAUUUCAGGCAUUUGAAGGGAAUCCCAGGGCUUUGCUGUUCAACGUCAGCAGCUUUUUAUUUCACCAUUCACAUACUUAAAGCAUUUUAGAACCGUAUGUUUACCAUAUAUUAAUGGCCAUUAGAUGUUCAGAGCCCAAGAGGAGAAGCUAGAUAUCUAAAAGAGCCUUUUUAUCUCUCUAUGAAGAAACUACUACUUAGACUCGGCAUCAGAUCCAUCAUAAGCAAGGAAAAAAGGCAGGAAUCCUAAAGAAAAAAAAUUCUGCUGGCUUUUACAUUCGUAUUUGGUUUUGAAAUUGCCCUUUCUCUGAAGAUGUGAAUUAAAUAGACCAGUUUGUAUUAAAGAUACUGAUAUAAAUGUUGUGUUUCAUAUACAGGUGGUUUUGAAGCUGUAAUGUUUUUUUAGGACAAGAUAAUAUCUAUUAUUAGACCAGCUAGCAUAGCUAGGAAAAAUAUGUGACAAGUUUUUGGUCUUCUCAGGAUGUGAAGAUGUUUCUCUACAGAUUUCUGAUCAAGCUCACAAUAAACUCUGAUUAUAUAAAAUGAAAAAUUUUUGUUCAGGUAAUGAAAUAGCUUGUCUCAAUGAGGCAACUUAACAGUCUCAGGAAAUGUAAAUUAAAGCAGCAAUAUCACAAGGAUUCUCUUUUCACAUAAUUAAAAGACAGGGAGCAAUCAAAUGAGUUUUAAAGAUCUUGCAUCUGCAUUUCUGAACAAGUUGUAAGCUACAGCUAAACUGAGGAAUUAAUAAAUAGAGAACUAUAAACAGUUGCAAAGUAGCACUCUCCUGGAAAGGAAAUAGAGAAAAUGAAAAAGAUUUGUCAUGUUUUUAAAGGAUUUCCCCCUCUGCCUGGAACAAUUUGGAUUGUACACCAGGAGAACAGAAUAUGCCAGCCAAAUGAUAACUCUGUUAAAUAGGAGACUGUAAUCUCCUAGAAUUCCUAUGUGGAAGGUGGUGAAAUGCUCAAAGGCCCUAUGCAUUUUAUUUUCAGAAAAAGAAAUCUUAAAAUAAUGUUGUAGUACAGUAGCUUAUCAUUGUUGUGGAGAGAAAAAUCAUGGAAGUAUAGAGCCAGAGAGCAGCUAAAGGAUCUGCUGGUUCAUCUCUGAAUUUUUUAUUUUAUUGUUCUCUGACUCACUAAAGCUUGUCUACCUUUUUCCUUGUAAGUUGUCCAAACUGAACACAGUACAUCAGCUGAAGCUUCAGCAAUACUGAAUAAAGCAGAAGGUUAUCUACUGAGCCUUUGCCUGUGACACAAAAAUUCAUCUUGACAUGACAUUUGCUUUUUUGGCAUCAUGUUGUUCACUCAGAUUCCAUUUUUGAUUCACUCCAACACCUGUUUCCAACACUUCCUUGUGGAAGUACCGUACUGAAAUCAUUUCUAGAGUCAGUUACUAAGUUGGGACAUGUCAUUUCUACUGCUCUCUUUUGCCUGCUAGGCCAAUUAAAUUUAAAAAAAAAAAAAUUAUUUUGGCAAGAUUUGUUCUUGUCAAAUCCAUGUUGGCUGUUUACUGUUUUUCUUAUUGCUUGGGUAGUUAUUUACUUUAUUCCUCUUUCAGGUGUCUAUUGGGGUAUUAAAGAUACAUUUAUUUUACUUCCUUUUCAUUUCUUUCCCUUGCUUUUCAAAAAGGGGAUGGUAUAUUUGCCUUCUGUUAAUGAUGUGAAGAUUACCUGAGAUAGUUCUAGUACUAGAGCAUACUAAUAUAAGUCCUAUCAAUGUAAGUAUUUGUCGGAAAAUAACAAAAAAUACUGACCUAUGUUUCUAUCUUCUCCAUAAUUUAAAUAUUUUGUCACAAUUUUCCUUUCCUGUGCCCAUAGAAUCACUGGAAGAUGUGAAGUAUUAGCGUUAUAUGUCAGUUGCUUUUCUUUCUCUAUCAAGUAACAAAUCUAUCCACUCCUAAUCAUCUUUGUACUGCUACUUCAUUUGUAGAACCCGUUGUUGUCUUCUAUGCCUGCUAAUUGUAAUUCAGUUUGCAACUCAGCUUUUCUGAUUUAUUUUGCAGCAUGCUUGUGCUAUUCCUUAGUUUUUGUCAGAGUUGCAAGGCCAGACCAGAAUUCAGCUCUGCCAAGGUAAUUACGGUUUAUACAAAGAGAAUUUUAACCCUUGGCCUUGUUUGUGGAGUUAAGAGGGUGACUUUUAGCCUGACAGGUAGGAUUUGCUCCAAAAGAUUAUAAGGGGUCAAGAUGCAGUUAGCCUGCUUACCUGUGACAGUGGUGAAAGAUGAGCACUGGGAGAGGAAAAAAUACUUUUUUUUCUCCUGUAUUUGUCUUGCUGUUAGGUUUUAUUUGAAAGCAUCAGGGUGAGGCAGGCCUCCCUAGUUCUUACGCCUUCUCCCCUUUCAAUACCUUGCAGGAGAUGGCUGCAAUUAUAUUGAUAAGAAAAACAGCUUCACCUUCGCUACCUUACAAGCAGUAAUAUUGAUAUCUUAUUUGAUGUCUUCUGAGCCAGUAAGCACUUAGGUGGUCUUUAUUCUGAAGAGUAAUAUUUCUUUCUUAAAGUUAAUCUGAAAAGAAUAGCAUUACAGUGCUCUUAAUUUCCAGGUGCCUCAAUGUACUCACUCUAGCUAGUUAACCUUGUCUCGGUUCUGUCCAUUGUCUUUAUUCAGAACAUUCUUCAGUAUACAGAUGAUGAAACAUUUUCUUACUGAAAUUGAUAUGCAUUUGCUUCAUUAAGAAUGCUUUUACUCGUCUUUUUACCCAAACUGAUGGAAAACAAUUUAAUUGAGCCAUAUUAAAUUAUCAGAUUUGA
This is a messenger RNA of Cygnus olor (mute swan), 5859 nucleotides long. It is a transcript of the gene OMA1, whose product is annotated as OMA1 zinc metallopeptidase. The transcript is spliced from 9 exons. Gene Ontology annotation, molecular function: metalloendopeptidase activity. The record is from RefSeq and is a predicted model, not a curated record. Lineage: Eukaryota; Metazoa; Chordata; Aves; Anseriformes; Anatidae. Bases 249 to 1865 code for a protein of 538 amino acids. Gene Ontology annotation, cellular component: mitochondrial inner membrane. Gene Ontology annotation, biological process: protein quality control for misfolded or incompletely synthesized proteins; mitochondrial protein processing.